AUGGCCGAGCAAGAUAUGAAUCAGGAGCAAGAUGGGUCAAACAGAUCGGAUUCUUCCAUGCCAUCUUUCUCGUCUAUUCCACAGACUCAACCUCCGUCGGGCUCCCUACUUGAUGCGGCCAUCAACCAAUUGCUCAGAGAGCGGCCAAGUCAAGUAGACAGUAAUUACACCUUCGAGUAUCGAGAACUUCGAGAUAUCAAUUUGGUGCAACACGCUCCGACUGAAUGCAAAUCUGGUGAUACACUAAUCAUAGUCAACUUCCCCCAAGGCUAUAAGAACUGUAAAUGGAAAGCGUGGUCCUCGAAACGAUUCCAUGCUCAUUCGAAGAAUCUCCUUGCUACUGGUUCGAAAGUCUUCGCACACUUAUUCUCACCCGAAGAACAAGCCCGUAUUCGGAAGAGGGUCGGCGAUUCUCUCCCACAGAAGUAUGUUCUUGAUCUUACACCUUCAGUCGAAGGGGAUGAGCUGGCCGCUCAGCUUAUAGAACUGUCUCUUCCUCCCGGUGUGAGAGACUGGUGGACAUCCAAAGAGAGGCUUGGCAUACCGCAAUAUCUUGUUUCGGGACAUGAUGACCAUUGCCCCCUUCAUACCCAAGUCCUCAUCGGCUGUCAGAAAACUGACAAAUACGUCGAACAUCAGAUGGGACGGGAGGAAGAACUCCCAAAGAUCGACCUAGCUCAUAUUACGAUCCCAGAAUCCAGAAUCAUCCUCGAUUAUUGUCCUAUACGACAUCGCGCCAACAUCAUUCGCCUCAUCCUAGCUAUCCAGGGUCACGACCUAGUUUUGAACUCUGCACCACGAGUCUACACCCUCACCGGCAUCGCUCACAUACUAGAUUGUACCAGUAUUAUUCGGGAUUCGGUGUAUACUUGGCUGAUGACAGAGUCUAACACUGAAUUUAUUGACAUCAAUGCCGAGGCUGCUUUCAAGAUGGCAUGGACAUUGGAGUUAGCCAAUGUCACUCGAGCCGCCUUCCGUAUCCUCGUAGUCGAGAGGGCCUUUGAUACACUAUCUAUUGAACCUCGUGCGGAAGAAGCUCGGUAUACAAUAUUCGGUCGCCCUCGUGUAGAUCUUCCUGAUGAUCUGCAGACAGUUGUUCAAUAUGCAGCACUCAAGCUUGUUGAACGUGUCCAGCAGACGCUCGGAAAGCUGAAAUCUGAUCAAUUUUACGAUCUGCUGGAAAUCUCAGAAUACCAGAAACUAGUACGGACCGGCGAGCUUAUCCUCAACGCUUGUCAAAAAACCGACCAACCAGGUCACACUGAGAUAAAAGAACUGUCAGGUCUAUGCAUGGCCCUUCUCAAUAAGUUACUAGAAUAUAAGACUCGGAUUGUGCACGAAGCAAUGGCGACCCCGCUUUGUAAUAACCUGCAAAGAGACUACGAUCGCGACCGCCGUUGCUAUAUCCCCGAAACGAGCUGGAAUCCUACUAGUCAUAUCUACAGCAAGUUCUCUGAUGCUCAGCGUCUGCUGACCCCAAACUUCUGGGAGGAGCUCGCCUCAUACCCCUACACAUAUACUCGAGCUUGCUACCCGGACCAGUUUCUCGGCGAUGCUAUAGACAGGUUCAACACCCAGAUGGAUAAGGCUUUGCAUUAUCUUCCCGCCACCGGACGGCAUUUUAACUUGGCUGAGUUCCGCAAGCAACUUAAUAUCGCCCUAGAAGAUCUAUGGGUGAUUUGGACGAAACCAAAUUUAGAAACCCCUCUUACCCGAACGAGACACAUGCUUCUUGCACUAUCAGAAGACGAGUUUCAAUACCUUCCACUUUGGGCUGGCGGACUCGAUGAUGGAACGGGUGGUGUCUUUGAGCCUACCGUACCCGAUGCAGACCUUGGGCCGAUCGGACCCGGCCCGGCAUAUCGUACCGGCGAGACAGUAGCGACGGAUUGCUCGAGUAUCUGCCAAUCGGACAAGACGCCGAGCGACGUUAGCACCGUGACUUUGACGGCCGGACGGUCGCUAGCAGCUGUGCAUUCUAACGCGGUGCCUACUACUGUGAACGACGGCGUAUCCACUAAUACCAUGUCUACGUCUUCUAUCGUCAUGGUGGAUGAGGUGAACGAGCUGGAUGAUGAGUCCGACGAUGCGUUCGAAUUUGACGAUAGCGACGAGAUUAGCGAAGAGGCCUGGUCUCAGGUCGAAGAACCUUGA
Molecule: messenger RNA, 2154 nt
Organism: Annulohypoxylon truncatum
Lineage: Eukaryota; Fungi; Ascomycota; Sordariomycetes; Xylariales; Hypoxylaceae
Exons: 3
Coding region: 1-2154 (717 amino acids)
Source: RefSeq, a predicted model, not a curated record